GUGAGAGGUUCAUUUCUACCUGCUGCUGUCAUGGAGGUUUUACAAAUCAGAGUCCUGCAUCUGAAUUUGUGUGUCAUCCUUAUUUUUCUGACCAAUGCAGAUUAUUCCAAAUCCAAUCAAGAGCAAAGGAUUCGGCAGCACAUUAACAAAACAGUGUUUGUGGGGGAAACAGUUACAGUUCACUGCAACAAAACCCAGUUUGAUGAUGAUUUCACAUGGAAAAUGAACAACUCAGUGAUUUUUAGGCAAGACUCUGAGAGAAACAGAACAAUGAGAAACUUCACCUCAAACAGGAUGAACAUCGACCCAGCAGCUCCAAGAGAAUUAACAAUACAUCAAAUACAAGCGUCUGAUGCAGGAAACUACAGCUGUUACCCAGCAGCGAUGAGAUGGACAUUAACAAUAACAGAAAAUCAGAUCAGACCAGCAUCACUCAAACAAAUGCCUCUGUACAUCAUCAUCAUCAUCAUCAUCAUCCUCAUCUCAUGUUCUGGAGUCAUUAUGAUCUCUCUGAUCAUCACCAUCAGCAUCUGUAUUCACAGGAGAUGUAAAAACAACAUACAGAGUCACAGAGAAAUGCGACAGGACUUUUCACAGGCACCGGUGAUAGGAAGGAUACAGACUCAAAGCAGUCAGUACUUUGAAAGAUAUAACUCUGUGCAUGGACAAGUAUGAAAUUAUUCUUUUUGUUCAUUUUUUUUCUUCCAGAAAAUGUUUA
Messenger RNA from Sinocyclocheilus anshuiensis, 718 nucleotides. RefSeq lists its product as uncharacterized. The transcript has 5 exons. The record is from RefSeq and is a predicted model, not a curated record. The coding region runs from base 31 to 675 and encodes 214 amino acids. NCBI's taxonomy places the organism in Eukaryota, Metazoa, Chordata, Actinopteri, Cypriniformes, Cyprinidae.